Molecule: messenger RNA, 636 nt
Organism: Arctia plantaginis
Lineage: Eukaryota; Metazoa; Arthropoda; Insecta; Lepidoptera; Erebidae
Source: the annotation of a GenBank genome assembly
AUGAGCAUCGACUUUCCUAUAGCAAACGUCCAGUGCCAGUACGACAGUCCAUCAGACACGGAGCAGGAGUGCCGGCAGUCUGUGACCUCAGGAGUUGUGACUAGCGCUGUGGUGGCGCAUCCUGUGGACGAUCACAACUACGACACACGGGAUGAGCCCCCGGCGUUUAUUAUACAACAUGUGAAUGCGGCGCUACAAGUCCAAAUGUCGCCACCGGCGCGGUUCGAGCCUCGAAUUGCGCCGAAGAUAAUGACGAUAGGGCCUGGCCCUACAUCGUCAGUUAAUGUCAUACACGUCGGAGACAGGCCUCAGAUGCUUUGCCAAUCAUCACAGCCAACAGAAUUCAGUAUAAAUAAGCGGAUCCGUCGCAGUGAGCAAGUAUUACGGCAGGCAGCCGACUGCGUCAGUCGAGGGUUGACCUUCCAGACGGUGUCUGAACAGUUCAAUAUACCUAUCUCUACCAUACGUUUCUUUAUGGCGAGAAAAGGUAUCCUGCCGCAACGUCGUCGGGGGCGUAGCACGCAGCCGAGUCGUCCUAGCAAUAGUCCUGAACCUCCAUUCCACAUGCAACACUUCAAGUUGCCCGACAUGUUGGCCCUCAGGCAGGAUGACGAAGACACCAAUUCUAAUACAUAA